Messenger RNA from Punica granatum (pomegranate), 889 nucleotides. Lineage: Eukaryota; Viridiplantae; Streptophyta; Magnoliopsida; Myrtales; Lythraceae. The record is from RefSeq and is a predicted model, not a curated record.
UUGAAACUUGUAUAGCUCACACUAAGAAUCAUAUCAUCUGCUGAAACUUCACCAUUCUUUUUCUUUUCUAUGACCCUUCUCCGACAUCAUUUAAUAAUGGCCUUCACUUGCAAAAUGAAAUGUCCAUUUUCUUUCUCGCCAGAUGAUACAGCCUGCCAAGUUCUUCUGUGGGUUCUCAAAGCGCUGGCUCUCUCGGGACUAAUUGUACUGUCUGCGUGGCUAGCUUCAAUCCCAAAGAAACCUAACGCUGCAGUAUCGGCUCUCUCGAUACCGGCAACCGCCCUGCACCUCGAGAUCAACGGCACUUCUGUGACCAGUGCAGAGGGUGGAAACAGCAACGACACCAUCACUUAUGCUCUGGAAAUCGAGAAUCCUAACAAAGACUCUGGGAUUUACUACGAUGAUAUUGCAGUGACGAUCUAUGUGGGCAACGACAAAGUCAGUGAGACAACUAUGCCUGCAUUCUACCAAGGGAUGGGCAAGACCAAAAAGGUAAACGAUAAUGUGAAUGCCGAUCUUGGGGUCAUGAGGGCUCAUUCGGGAGAAUUUUCGAUGGCCAAAGCCGAGCUGAAGGUGACCUUGGUGACUCGGAUCCAGUACAAAACAUGGGGCAAGAAGAGUAAGCAUCAUGACUUGAGGGUGCAAGGUCUGAUACCGGUUGGUUCGGACGGGAAAAUGCGAGGCAAGAAGAAGAAGAUCAAGCUACACCAUUGUUCCAACAAAAAGUGGAGGAGAAUAAAGCUGGAUUAGCUCAAUAGACACACACGCAAAGAUAAAGUCUUACUGAUGUAAAUAUUAUAUGCUUAGAUAUCUCCCAACCACUCAAUAUUUACCGAUAAAGUUUUCGAGCAUCGAUUCUCUUAUAAUUUGGAUAGAUAAUUUUAUAUCA